AUGUUAUUCAAAUCAUUACAAUCCAUCAACUUAAAAUCAAAAUCCUCAAAGAUCCAAUUAACAGCAUCAAAUAACACCACCUUAACUGGUUCAAAUAAUAUAGCUCUUUAUGGUAUUGUUGUUUUUGAACUUGAUACAUCAAUCACUGAUAUACACGUUCAACUUUAA
Dictyostelium purpureum is the source of this 168-nucleotide messenger RNA. RefSeq lists its product as uncharacterized. Bases 1 to 168 code for a protein of 55 amino acids. The transcript has 2 exons. The record is from RefSeq and is a predicted model, not a curated record. Lineage: Eukaryota; Evosea; Eumycetozoa; Dictyosteliales; Dictyosteliaceae.